Saccharomycodes ludwigii is the source of this 1683-nucleotide messenger RNA. RefSeq names its product CCR4-NOT core DEDD family RNase subunit POP2 (gene POP2). The coding region runs from base 1 to 1683 and encodes 560 amino acids. Gene Ontology annotation, molecular function: poly(A)-specific ribonuclease activity; nucleic acid binding. Gene Ontology annotation, cellular component: P-body; CCR4-NOT core complex; CCR4-NOT complex. The record is from RefSeq and is a predicted model, not a curated record. NCBI's taxonomy places the organism in Eukaryota, Fungi, Ascomycota, Saccharomycetes, Saccharomycodales, Saccharomycodaceae. The transcript has a single exon.
AUGAAUGGACCAUCGCAACAACAAAUACAUCAGCUCCAAGCUCAACACCAAAACCAACCAGCACAACAGCAACCAUUAUUUAUGCAAAGAUCAGUUCCAUUCCCAGGUAACGGCAAUGGCCCAUCUUCAGUACCACAAAGCAUGUUUUCACCGUCCAUUGAUAACAAUAUUACACUAAGGAAUGAUAAUGAAAUGUUAUAUCCAAAGCUACAAAAACAACAACAAAAACAACUACAACAAAUGUUAGCUAACAAUAAUAGCACUUAUAAUUCAACUAAUUACAACACUAAUAAUAAUCUUUCUUACAAUAAUAAUGGCAAUACCACGACUGGUAAUAGCAACAGUAUUAAUAGUGGUGCUACUAGUAAUCAUAAUAAUAAUACUAAUAAUAAUGGAAAUAUUAAUAGCCAUGGCAACAAUGUUGGUUUAAACAACUUGAAUAAUAACAAUAACACCAAUAACAAUCAUACAAAUAUUAAUUUUAAUGAUUUAUUGAACGCUAACAAUCAACAUAGUCUCCACAAUGUUAAUACACGUGCACAUCAUAACAGCCAAAAUAAUGAUGGGUUACAUAUUAACUUGAAUAGCAUGCCGAUUCCGCAACAACAACAAGGAGUGGCACUUCCACCACCUCCAGGAGCUAUGCUAAGACCCGAACAACAACAACAUUUCCCUAAUUCGCAGCAGCAACACCCAGGUACACCACUUUCCACUGCAGGUAAUAUUAUGAAUUUUGUUACAGCUAAUGAUAUUUCUUUACUGCCACCGGUGAACCAUUUGAAUGUCAAACAGGUUUGGAAACACAAUUUAUAUGAAGAAUUUGCUAAUAUAAGAAAAUUGGUAGACACCUUUAAUGUUAUUAGUAUCAACAUCGAAUUUUCAGGAACUUUAGCUAGGCCGGUUGGUAAAUUUAGAUCCAAGUCUGAUUACAUCUAUCAGCUUGUCAGAUCUAAUGUUGAUUUACUAAGUGUUAUGCAAAUAGGUGUUUCUUUAAGUGACGAGAUGGGGAACAAACCGGAUAACGUUAUUUCAACCUGGCAACUAAAUUUUAAGUAUGAUGUGGAUGAAGAAAUUGUAUCACCAUUUGUUCUAGAUCUUGUUAAUGAUUCAAUUGAUUUUGGUGAAUUGAAAAAAUAUGGAAUUGAAUUUCAAGAAUUUGCUUCAUUAAUCAUGGACAGCGGCUUAAUUUUAAAUGAUAAUGUUUUAUGGAUAUCAUAUUCAGGUGCUUAUCAUCUAGCAUACUUAGUUCAUUUCUUAAGUGGGGCAUCUAUGCCAAAUAACAAGGAAGAUUUUUUACAGUUAGUUUCUCAGUAUUUGCCUAACUUUUAUGAUCUAGAGGUGAUUAAUAACCGUUUAAAACGUGUUAUUUUUAUAUCAAAUAACAAUAAUGUUAGAAGAUCCAUUGAAAUAUUGGCCGAGGAGUUGGGGAUCCCAAAUUUCCCGCAUUUUCAAACAACUGGUGGCCAAAGCUUAUUAAUAUUAAUGAUUUAUAAUUCUUUGUGCAAAUUAACAGCUUGUAAGUUCCCUAAUGGAGAAGAUUUUGCGAUUUACAAAAACCAAAUUUCUGGAAUCAACGAUUUUUUCGAAAAUAAUGCCGGUACCGCCAUGGCAGGUAGUAGUGCCGGUGUAAGCAUCGAUGGCAGCAAUAAUAUUAAUUCUGUUACCGGCAACUUGUAUGCUUAA